Messenger RNA from Magnolia sinica, 1173 nucleotides. Its product is annotated as transcription factor MYB1-like. Lineage: Eukaryota; Viridiplantae; Streptophyta; Magnoliopsida; Magnoliales; Magnoliaceae. Bases 46 to 744 code for a protein of 232 amino acids. The record is from RefSeq and is a predicted model, not a curated record. The transcript is spliced from 3 exons.
ACUUGCCCUCCUGUACCUCCCAAAAAAAAGAAAAGAGAGAGAGAGAUGAGUCGUCUAAGAGAGGAAGAGCACUUGAUUGCUGUAAGAAAAGGUGCAUGGACGAAAGAAGAAGAUAUUCUGCUGAGGAAAUGCAUUGAGAAGUACGGGGAAGGGAAGUGGCGCCAAGUUCCUCUAAGGGCAGGCCUUAAACGGUGUAGAAAAAGCUGUAGGCUGAGAUGGUUGAACUAUCUCAGUCCAAACAUCAGGCGUGGAGAGUUCAGUGAGGAUGAAGUUGAGCUCAUCAUCAGACUUCAUAAACUCUUAGGCAAUAGAUGGUCCCUAAUUGCGGGUAGACUGCCUGGAAGAACAGCUAAUGAUAUCAAGAACUAUUGGAAUUCGCAUUUGACCAAAAGACUUGCUUCCAACGUCAACAAAUCCAACCCCAAAUCCGAGGAUCAUGUGAUCAUAAGGCCCAAACCUCGGACUGCCUCCAUCCAUCCAAAUUGGCUGAAAGAAUCGAUAUCCAUGGUCGAGAAUCAACCAAAAGAAAUGAAUAGAACGUGGACAGCGCAAAAGCAGCCUGAGGAUUCUACUUCUUGGUGGCAGAGUCUAUUGGCUGAAGUAGAGAAGAGAGAAGAGGAAUCUGCUACAAGCUCGGUGGUGGAAGAUUUUGAGGGAAUGAGAAAGGAAGCGAAUGCCUUGGAAUGCGGAGUAGAAUUGGACGGCUGGCUUUUAGAAAUGGGAAUUCUACUCUCGACCCCAUAAACACGCAAUAAUUACCCAUUUGAUGGAGCUUUUUGCUAAGCCCACACGCGUGUAUAAUUCACACUCCACGAGCAUCAUCAGAUGUAUUAGCAUGAGUGAAAUAUCGAAGCCAUCCAUCAGGUUUUUAGGAGAUAUCCGCUUCAGAAGUCCAUGCAUAAUUAUCUGAUGCAGUCAACCAAUAAUAGCGAAAGGCUUCUGCUCCAAAGAUAAAGGAUACGGAUUGCGUGGUUUGCCCACCUACGUGGUGUGUUGACGUCACCUAGCUUUGUGGGCUCCAUCAUUAUUUAUAUCUUAUAUCCACACCGUACAUACAUUUUAUGAGAUCAUUUUAUUUUGUGGAUAAAAAAUGAGCUAUUUUAUAAGCUCAAGUGACCCACGCUGCUGAAAUCAGUGGAUAUUGAACGUCUACCAUUGAAACUUCUUGGGUGC